AUGGGAUUCAUCAUCUCCCGCGGCCCCGAAAGCUACAUCACCGGCUUCGCCCACCAGCUUUUCGUCAACAGCAGGAUGACCCAGAUCACCAUGGCCAUGGCGAGUGGUACUCCCUCCGUACUAAAUCAGCCGGAAUGGAAGUCCGUUCCAUGGAGGAAAACCAAAAAGGGAGCCCUGGACAUCCUGGGAGACAUCCUCGCCGAAAUCCCCGGGCUCCUCGUUGAGCUCGACGGGCUCAGGACUUGCAACGAAAUCGCUACCUGGGAGCUGGCGAGGUGUAAAGUCGUCAUGAAAUGCCAACAGCUGGAGAAGGAAUGGGUGGAAUGGGGCGCGACCAGGGCGCCCACCAAGUCUCCCGUCAUCCUCGACACCGUCCAGCCUGCGCAGGUGAUGGAGCAUUUCGUCGCUGCCCAGGUCAUGGCCGGGUACUGGGCCAUGGGGAUAUUCCUCUACGCCAUCCUCUACCUUGCCUCGGGCGUGGACCUCCAACUGCCCAUCACGGGUCGGAUAGAUCCCCGAGAAUACUGCGGCGUGAUUUCCAGCAUCAUUCCUACCUUUUUGAGCCCUGAGGUGGGAGAGUACGGCAUCCACGGGCCCAUUUUCCCGUCUCUCGUCGCCUUGACUUAUCUCGAGGAGGUGGAUGGCCACCUCGCGUCCGUUGAGGCUUGCGAGCUUUAUGCGAUCCUGGGGCAGAGCAAGAGAGGUGGGCAUGUGCGGAAUUUUGUCGACAACAUGAUGAGGCAGCUUAAAUUCCGGGACCUCGAAAUCACCCAUUUCACCAAGCUACAAACCCUCUGGGCAGGCUACGGCCACGUCUGCGCCAUCACAGCCCGCGCAAUAAACGAGGAAGCGGGGCAACGGGCCCGGCUCGCCUGCGGCCAGUCCGGCGUCGAACCCGACGACGACAGCACGUUCCGCCUCAUCCUCAAGCUCGUCGCCCCACCGGCGGCGCACGCAUCCCACGAUGAGGGCCACCUGCGCAAGAUGCUGAGCUACGAGGUCGAGCAGUAUUUCUACGACCAGGUGGCCCCGCACCUAACGGAUGACGUUGCCGUGGCGCGGUGCUUGGCGUCCACUAGGGACGCGGAGGGCCGCGAGGGCGCGCGGGAGCUGGCCGGCAUGUCUGCCGUGAUCUUGACGGAUCUGAGGACCAAGUUUUCCGUUAUGGGGAAAGCCGAGGGGUUCUGUCGACAGGGCAGGUUCACGCCGCGUUGGCUAUGGCUAAACGGAGGAUACACCUACCUCGCCACCCGACGAACCGAGUACGACUCCCUCCGGAAAGACCCCUACUCCGACUGGCGCGAACCCUUCUGCGCCACCAACGAACCCUCGUCCCGCUCCAUCGCCGAAAAGGCCGCCGCGUUCCUCACCCCCAGCGGACGGCCGUACGAAUCCUACAUCCACGGCGACGUCAAGUCCGAGAACCUGUGCACCACCGACUCGGGCGACCAAGUUGCCUUUUUCGAUUUUCAAUACGUCGGCCUCGGGCUCGGCGUGUGCGACCUGGCCAAGCUCUUCACCUGCUCCGUGCCGAUGGAUUUGCUCGUGGGCUCCGGCCGGGGAUUCCCGAUGAACUUGCUAUGGGCGAUGGGGAGAAGCGGCUGCUGGAGGUGUACCGGGAGGAGUUGUUACGUAGUUCCCCGGAGGAAUGGCCGUGCUUACGACUGGAUAGAGUUUACGCGGCACUGGGAGACUGCCUUGGUGGAUUGGUGCAGGUUUCAGGCGUCGUGGGGUUUCUGGGGCAAUACGGAGUGGCUCGAGGCCCGAGUCAGAUCCAUAUUGAAGGAUGAGGAAUGGCUCAAAUGGCUCGACGAUGAGCUUCGACAGCAUUGA
This is a messenger RNA of Parascedosporium putredinis, 1833 nucleotides long. The record is from the annotation of a GenBank genome assembly. Lineage: Eukaryota; Fungi; Ascomycota; Sordariomycetes; Microascales; Microascaceae.